CUCCAUUUGGUUACCAUUUGUGAGAUUGGGGUACCAGCAAAGCAAGUGGCCCUCUUUUCCCUCCCCCUCCCAAUUGGCUCUGUAUUUUACCAGCAAACCACAAACCCUAGCUUCACCAUUUACCCUAAUUCCUAAUCUCUCAUCGCUACUGCUGCACGUAAAAGCUUCCGGUUUCUACUAUUAGUUUUCAUCCAUUUUUCCGUUUAUUUCACUCGAUUUUCGAGUUUUUCCCUCAAUUUAUUUUCCUUUUUCACUUUCUCUUGUUUUCCGCGAUCACCAUGAAAGGUGGUAAAUCCAAAGCUGAUUCCCGAAAUCCAGACAGCAAGCUUUCUGUGAAAAAGAGGAAGCAGAAGAGGGAAAAGAAGGCAAAGGAUCCUAACAAACCUAAGAGGCCUCCUAGCGCCUUCUUCGUUUUUAUGGAAGAGUUCAGAAAGCAAUUCAAAGAAGAAAAUCCAAACAACAAAUUAGUUGCUGUUGUUGGUAAAGCUGCUGGAGAUAAAUGGAAGUCCUUCACCGAUGAGGAAAAAGCUCCCUAUGUUGCCAAGGCAGAGAAGCGAAAGCAGGAUUAUGAACGACAAAUGCAGGCGUACAACAGGAGAUUGGAGGGUGGUCACGGGGAAGAGGGGUCUGAUAAGUCAAAGUCUGAGGUUAAUGAUGACGAUGAGGAAGGCAGUGGGGAGGAGGAAGAAGAUGAUGAAUGAUCUUUGGCACGGUGGAUGGCAUUUGCAUCAGGAUCCCUUGGUAUUUAAAUGCUGAUGUAAAUUUUUUUUUUUACCUUUCUUAGGACAUUUUGGAUGAUUCUCUAUUGUUGGUGGAUAUCUUGCACCCCUACCUUUCUUCCCAUUUAGCGAUAGACAAGUGGAGUAGUUUAUAGAUCUGGACAUUCAACACUGUAACUGCUUCAACAUUUGAGGAGUAAUUAGUCCUUUACGCUUGUAGUUUGAAUGAAAGGGCUUAAAUAUUUUGGAUGUUUGCCA
Molecule: messenger RNA, 977 nt
Organism: Coffea arabica (coffee)
Lineage: Eukaryota; Viridiplantae; Streptophyta; Magnoliopsida; Gentianales; Rubiaceae
Product: high mobility group B protein 2
Source: RefSeq, a predicted model, not a curated record